AUGAAUGUUCCUGUAAAACUCCUGGGCUUCGUUGUUUGGUUGUUGUGCUUAAAAUGUGGCCAGUGUAAAGAUUGUCUUCGAGAUGACAUUACAUAUGAAAAUGUAGAACCAGUUUCAGAAGCGUCAUAUGCUGAUGGAAAAACAGUGAAGGUGACCUGCGAGACAGGGUAUACUGGCAUGUACAGAUUAAAGUGUGAAAACGGAAAAUGGAGUGAAAACAUUGCGCGACCAUGUGCAAAGAAAAAGUGCAGUCAUCCAGGGGAUGCAGCAAACGCUGAUUUUAAACUUUUAGAUGGGACGGAGUUUGUAUUUGGAACAACGGUGGUGUAUACUUGCAAGAAAGGAUAUGAAAUGACAAGCAGAAUCAAUCAGCGUACCUGCCGAUCUCAAGGAUGGGAUAAUGCCAUCCCUGAGUGUGAAGCGGUGAAAUGUCCAGCCAUUCGCACGGACAGAGAGGUGAUUGCAUCGGGCAACACAGAGGAAGGGAAUUAUGGCGAAGUUAUUCAUUUUGAGUGUGCAUCUUCUGAGAAAAAGAUAGACGGAAGCAGAGACAUUCACUGCACAGAGAAGGGCGACUGGAGUGCCCCGGUUCCAAACUGCAUAGAGAUAACAUGCACAGCACCUGACUUACUAAAUGGAGAAUUUAUUGAUUUGAUGCCAGUAUAUCAGAAAGAUGCCACAUUAAAAUAUAGAUGCAACCAAGGGUACAAGAUUAGAGAUGCAUUUCCCAGAUGUGCCUCACAUGGCUGGACUCUGAACCCUGAAUGUGAUGUUGUAACUUGUGAGCUUACAUCAAACUAUGAGGUGAAAAAGGUCGUCCCAGAAGGAAAAACUAUUUUCAAAGCUGGAGAAAGAGUGACAAUUACCUGCACUGAAAAAACCUGGUUUAGAUCAAAAGAAACCAGCAGAACAUUUACAUGUCAAGAUGAUGGGCAGUGGGACUCUAAUCCUGUUUGUGAAGUGAUUACAUGUGAACCUCCAUCACGUGACCAGCAUGUGUCCACCUCCUUUUGGAGGACCUGGAAACUGGACGAAUCAAAAUAUUACGAGUGUGUUUGGGGGUAUUAUAAAAAGGCAGAAGAGGCCACAUGCACACGAGAUGGAUUAACACCAAAACCCCUGUGUGUUGAAAUCGUCUGUGCAUCUCCUGAUCUGCCAAAUGCAAAAAUCACAAGAGGUCAGGAAUCAAAGUACAAACUCAAUGCAGCAAUAGAAUAUAAAUGUCACCCUGGAUUUGAACCACAGGGCACUGUACAAAUCACCUGUAUAUCCUCGGGUCAAUGGUCAGGCAUACAGAAAUGCACUGGAAUGUGUGGAAGACCUGAUAUCCGAAAUGCAAAAAUUGAAGGAGCUCUAAGACAAAGUUACAGUACUGCAUCAACAUUGCAAUAUAAAUGUAAUCCGGGAUUUGAACCUGAAGAAACUGUUGAAAUAACUUGUAAUCCCCAGGCUCAAUGGACAGGUUUACAGCAGUGCACUGAAAAGCAAGAUUGUGAUAGUCUACAUGUGAAAAAUGGGUUUAGUCAACCCUUGAACAAGAAAGAAGUCCUUUACUCCUGCAACGAGGGUUACAAACCAUUGACUGGGGAAUGGUGGAGCUCAGUCACGUGCAGCAAAGGCUCUGAUGCUCCUCUGUGCAUCCGGGAGGAAGAAUGUGGUGAUUUGCCCAGUGUUCAGAAUGGAAAACUAAAACUUAAAGAUCAAAAAACUGCUGAAGUUGAUUGUGAUCCAGGAUUCAUAUCAGAUCCACCUUCCAUAAAGUGCAUCAGAGGUACAUGGGAAACACCAACCUGUAAUGCGGGUGUGAGGUGUAGCACUCCUCCAAAAGUUGUUAACGCACUUAUAACCUCCAAGCCAAAAUUAUUUUAUAUAGAUAAAUCUAUUGUAACAUAUGCAUGUCGAAGUCCGUUCACAAUGAAAGGGCAAAGUACAGUUUCCUGCCUCAAUGGAAAAUGGGAGGAAACACCAAUAUGUGAAGGGGGUGACCAGUGUGACGCUCCACCAAAAGUUGAAAAUGCAGACAUAACAUCCAAACAUGAAGACUUUUAUGUAGAUGGAUCUAGCGUAACAUAUGCAUGUCGAACCCCAUUCUCAAUGAAAGGGGAAAGUACAGUUUUCUGCCGCUUUGGAAUUUGGGAAGAACCACCAACAUGUGAAGCAAAGUGUCCCAGGCCAUUUGAGAAUUUCAUGGAGCUGGAAAAAGAUAAAGAUGAGUACGACAAUAAAGAAACUCUGAAAUACAAAUGCUUGAAGCCAUACAAUAAAAUUCCAGGAGGAGAGUGGAUCUGUGAAAAUGGAAAAUGGACUGGAGACUUUGUCUGCACAAGUGACAUCUGCCCACCACCUCCUUAUAUUGAAAAUGGAAGUUAUAAUAGUAGGAAUCCAGAUGAUAAUAUCCCUACUGAGGUAUCCUAUAAAUGCAAUUCUUACUAUGUGUUAAGUGGGAGAAAGGAAUAUUACAGGUGUGAAAACGGGAGAUGGGAAACCCCUCCGAAAUGUCUGAAGCCUUGUGUAUUUUCACAAGAUAUUCUUGAAGCACACAACAUGAAACUCGAUCAGCGAACAACCUUCUUAAUGCAUAAUCAUUAUGAUUACUAUGAUUGCAAGGAUGGAUGGACUACCGCUAAUAGAGGAUACCACUAUAUGAAAGUGACAUGUCUCGACGGGAAGUCGGACAUUAAAUCAUGUCAGAAAGACACAAACUGAGAAAGUCCUGGAGUAAAACACUGAGUGCUCUGUAUGAAGAUCUGAUGAGUCCUCAGAUGAAUGAAGAUGGACAAACAUCUCUCUCUCUCUCUCUCUCUCUCUCCAUCUCUAUCUAUCUAUCUAUCUAUCUAUCUAUCUAUCUAUCUAUCUAUCUAUCUAUCUAUCUAUCUAUCUAUCUAUCUAUCUAUCUAUCUCUUGCUUGAUACUUCAAUCUGCUGCAUCAGUUAAAGU
Messenger RNA from Danio rerio (zebrafish), 2937 nucleotides. RefSeq names its product complement factor H (gene cfh). Lineage: Eukaryota; Metazoa; Chordata; Actinopteri; Cypriniformes; Danionidae. The record is from RefSeq and is marked validated.